GUGUUGUGUCUGGUUUGGCGGGGAGGGGUGGUUGUCGCGGAACCCCGGGGUGUCGGGGAGAGAUACCCUAGGGGUGAAACACUUCUACUCUGACCUGUCGACUGGAGUGGUGGGGUAUAUGUGUGCAAGUGCUAGCCCCGGGAGCCCAUGAGCGGGUUCCUAGGGGUGAGCCUACGCGCACAUUCCCGCCACAACAGGCAACACAGGAGCUAUCUUACCAUGCUUGCGAGCCUACUCAGCACAAUCGCUGUCGUUAACGACUAUGCGCAGGGGGGUGGCGCCACUGUCGUAGGAGUAAAUUUAGCUGGGGUCUGUAUGGGAGCUCUGCAGCUACCCCUAGUUUUUAUCUCACCACGCUGAAAUAGCACUUUUUAUAGUUUGCAUUAUGGAGAAUCUUUUAAAUAUCAAUAACAAAACUAAAACCAACACCGCGUCAGCGGCGAAGAGACCCGAAAGGGUAGAAGUGCGUGAGGGCGGGAAGUCUGCUGACGGACCCCCGAUCGCUGUAGAGAGUGGGCUACCGAGUUCCGGUGAGGAGCAGAGCAGUCUACAGAGAAGAACUGGGCAGGGUACUCCGGAUGUCCUACAACUGGAAGGCCUGUCGCUAAGUGAAGAAGCGGAGCUGCUGCGUUCACCGAAGAGGGGGGUAACCGAAAGGGAGGCCACACCUGCGGAGAACGGGCCGUUCUAUAAGUAUCAGUCCAAGGCCCAGAAAAAGAAAGCUAAGGUUCUGAGGAGAAAAGCUGCGAUUGAUGGGGAAAGGGGUGGCGUUCCGGUGGUGGAAUUUAAGGGGGACGCCAAACCUGGCCCGAGCAAACGCGGCCUCAAGAUGAAGAGGCAGAGUACUGAUGAGGGUCGUUCGGAGCGUCCUCCGGCGAAGCGCCAGAAUCAGGGCAGGGCGGCUGCAGAUGGACCACGGAACGUCGCUAGGGCGAACCGAGGUCUGGCUGUGGCUGUCGGUCGUGAGGAUGGGGCUCCGGUGGAUGAGGCUCUGGCGAAGCUCAUCAGGAAGAAGCUUACGCAGUUGAUAGAGGUGGUCGUCCUGCAGGUAGUACGGGGGGAGCCAGGCGUAGUAGCACCAAGGUUCGCUGCGUCGGGUUUGGUGUCGGAAGGAUUUUUCCUUGUGACACCAAAGUCGACGGAGUCUAGGGACUGGCUGCUAGGUCAGGACUUCGGGGAGCUGGACGGACACCGAAUCAUCGUGCGCAAGCUGGAGCAGACUAGGGUGCAAGUUUGGGUGCCGGGUGAUGCGGAUACGGAGUAUGUAAAGGAAUUCCUUUACGCUCAGAAUCCGGAUCGCCGGGAUCUCAAAUUCCUGGAGUGGAAGGCUGCGGGCAGGGAUGCUCUAGAGUUAGGUACCCGGUUGACCUUUUUGGUCCCGGAUGGAGUAGAGGAGAUCUGGGGCGAAGAGAAGACGAAGGUCAUGGACUUCUCCGCCACCAGUGUGAGAGUUAGGAUUUUGAGGGCCAACAUCACUCAACAACCCUCAGAACCUAACAAUGAAGAACCCGAACUGAGAAAGGAGGGCACGGCACCGAGCGGCGUCAAUACGGAGGAGAAGGAGGGUAUGGACGUCGUCGACGGGGGCGAGCUCUCCGAGUAACAGUCCGGGGACAACAACACUACACACAACUAUCACUAUGAACACACAAAGAACACUACACAAGCACCUACACACAAACACACACACAAACAUAUGCCAAGUAAACCUCCAACACUGCAAGGACGCAAUGUCUGAGCUAGGACAAUAUGUUAGGAGGGCCAAAGUUGAAAUAGCACUGCUGCAAGAACCUUAUGCAUGGAGGAACCGGGUGGCAGGCCUGGGACAUCUGGGGGGAGCUCUGUACUAUGAGGGAAAUGAGACCUUGUCGUGGUGGAGACCUACUUCAUCAAUGACGAAGGGAAGAGAUGCAAGGUGGCGCUGGCGUCCUGCUAUCAGCCGGGCGACGUAGAGACACCUACAAAGGAAUUGGAAGAGACGGUUCUGAGGUAUAGAGG
This is a messenger RNA of Leguminivora glycinivorella, 1998 nucleotides long. RefSeq lists its product as uncharacterized. The transcript is spliced from 2 exons. NCBI's taxonomy places the organism in Eukaryota, Metazoa, Arthropoda, Insecta, Lepidoptera, Tortricidae. The coding region runs from base 386 to 1603 and encodes 405 amino acids. The record is from RefSeq and is a predicted model, not a curated record.